This is a messenger RNA of Tigriopus californicus, 1704 nucleotides long. Its product is annotated as tubulin alpha chain, testis-specific. The record is from RefSeq and is a predicted model, not a curated record. NCBI's taxonomy places the organism in Eukaryota, Metazoa, Arthropoda, Copepoda, Harpacticoida, Harpacticidae. Bases 139 to 1491 code for a protein of 450 amino acids. Gene Ontology annotation, cellular component: cytoplasm; microtubule. The transcript has 2 exons. Gene Ontology annotation, molecular function: GTP binding; structural constituent of cytoskeleton. Gene Ontology annotation, biological process: microtubule cytoskeleton organization; mitotic cell cycle.
UUACACACAGAUGAAUGUGAACAGUCAUCAUUUGCAGUCGAAGAAGCCUCCUAGAAGGUCCUCCGGCAGCUUCACUUCACGAAAUCCACAAUUUUCCCCCUCUCUCUGAACGGAAAACUUUGAGAAACUAUCAUCAACAUGCGUGAAUGUAUCUCUAUUCAUCUUGGUCAAGCCGGAUGCCAAAUCGGCAACGCCUGUUGGGAGCUUUAUUGCUUGGAACAUGGCAUCCAACCUGAUGGGCAAAUGCCUUCUGAUAAAACCCUCGGAGGUGGGGAUGACUCGUUCAAUACCUUCUUCUCCGAAACAGGGGCUGGCAAGCAUGUUCCCCGAGCUGUAUUCGUGGACUUGGAACCCACGGUGGUGGAUGAGGUGAGGACUGGAACCUACCGUCAAUUGUUCCACCCUGAGCAGCUCAUCACUGGCAAGGAGGAUGCCGCUAAUAAUUAUGCCCGUGGUCACUACACCAUCGGCAAGGAGAUUGUCGACCUGGUCUUAGAUCGGAUCCGCAAAUUGGCCGACCAAUGCACUGGCUUGCAGGGAUUCCUGAUCUUCCACUCCUUUGGCGGGGGCACUGGCUCAGGAUUCACGUCUCUCCUCAUGGAAAGGUUGUCGGUGGAUUAUGGGAAGAAGUCCAAACUGGAAUUCUCCAUCUACCCCGCCCCUCAGGUCGCCACAGCGGUGGUGGAACCUUACAACUCCAUCCUGACCACUCAUACCACUCUUGAACAUUCGGAUUGCGCCUUCAUGGUCGACAAUGAGGCUAUCUACGACAUUUGCCGGCGCAAUCUGGACAUUGAACGGCCUACCUACACGAAUUUGAACCGUUUGAUCGGGCAAAUCGUGUCCUCCAUCACGGCCUCACUCCGUUUUGAUGGUGCCUUAAACGUGGACUUGACCGAGUUCCAAACCAACUUGGUGCCCUACCCCCGGAUCCACUUCCCCUUGGUGACCUACGCCCCGGUCAUUUCUGCCGAGAAAGCUUACCAUGAACAGCUGUCGGUAGGGGAAAUCACCAAUGCCUGUUUUGAGCCUGCCAACCAGAUGGUCAAGUGUGACCCUCGCCAUGGUAAAUACAUGGCUUGCUGCAUGCUCUACCGGGGAGAUGUGGUGCCCAAAGACGUGAAUGCGGCCAUUGCCACCAUCAAGACCAAGCGAUCCAUCCAAUUCGUGGACUGGUGUCCGACCGGCUUCAAGGUUGGCAUCAACUACCAGCCUCCAACUGUGGUCCCAGGUGGCGAUUUGGCCAAGGUCCCUAGGGCCGUGUGUAUGUUGAGCAACACCACAGCCAUUGCUGAGGCCUGGGCCAGAUUGGACCAUAAGUUCGACUUGAUGUAUGCCAAACGAGCCUUUGUCCAUUGGUACGUAGGAGAGGGUAUGGAGGAGGGUGAGUUCUCUGAAGCUCGUGAGGAUUUGGCUGCUUUGGAGAAGGAUUAUGAGGAAGUUGGUAUGGAUUCUUUGGAAGGAGAAGGCGAGGAAGGCGAAGAGUACUAGGAUGACUCACACUCAACCACGCCUGGAAACCAAGGCAAAGCAUCAAGAGCAACGCGAGGAGCAAAAUUCAAGCCAUGGGCAAAAUCUUACAAGAACCCUCCCUUCUCGUGUCAUUCCACUUUUUUAAAUUGUUAGCUUAAAAUUUUGGAGAAAAGACCCUCUUCCACCAUGCAUUCAACAUUGAAGAAAAUAAAAACCGAGCAAUUCAAAUAA